GAGUCUCAAGAUGCUUAGCGCUGCUUCCUCAAAUACAAAAGAAAACUGAUGCAAUCGAAGCUCCCCCACUGCCCCUACUUUCAUAAAGCACCACCAUUAAGAAGCAAACCACCAUUAAGAAGCAGACCACCAUUAAGAAGCAGACCACCAUUAAGAAGCAGACCACCAAAAGAUGAGCAUUAAGCAGCGGAUCGGCUACUACGACGAUCUGUCGUUAUCGGCAGUGAGCUAUCUUGAGGGACACGAGGGGGUGUCUGAGAUCACGCUCCAGGGGCCGGUGGAGUCGCCAUUGGGCGACGUCCAGAAAUGGGAAGAGGAACAUGCGCCAAUCAAGCUUCCGGAUGACUACAAGGAUUUUUUGUUAAGGCGCCAAGAUUAAAUUGGCUUUUGGGACCCAGAAGAUGGAGUGUGAAGACGCAGGAGCUCAUAUUUGACCUUUUGUGGAAGAUCCUUAAGGAGAUUCGAUUCAAGGGACCUAAUCGACGAGCGUGGCACGAUUGACAUUGAUUUUUACUCAAGAAGUUCAAUAACUGUCAUCUAACUGGGCGAAUAACCAACGGCUUCUACCUGAAAUGGUCUGCGUUGAUCCGUGGAAAGGCGGUUCCUUACGUAUGAAUCUGUUAUCAUUAUCAGGCUUCUUAAGUACUUGAAAACUGAAGUAAACCGAGUGACUGACCUCUGACAGGGCUACUCUUCCUUGUGUAGUAUCUCGCUGAUUUUCAGUAGAUGCUCGCUUUUUUCAGUUUAUCGAAUAGAAAAGUCUGACAAUGAUAAUAGAUUUUAGCUUCAUAUUACGGCUGCAUGUACCUAAACGGCAUAGAGUUAAGGUCAACAUUUAGUGUCCAUCUUUCUCGGGGUCCGCUCGCUGUGAAGGAUCCAUAACCUAACCUAACCAUCUUGGUACCCCUUUGUUCCCUUGUAUAUGUAUUCUCAUGAAAUACAAGGCACAAGUGGCCAGGAUGAGGUGGCGGAGCUGCAAUCUAGCAGACUCUAAUCGAGCAAGUAAAGCUAGCAGCCAUCGAAGGCGCCGAACUAAAUCAAAAGACGAAAUACUUUGAUUUAGAUAGCAAGUGUGUAGGCGGUCGAGUCGCGUUGAAGUAUACGCCGAUGAAGAAUCCGCCGGGACCUGGGAAGUUAUGACCUUAGACUCUUAGAUGCAGAUGCAGUAGACGUAGAUGCACUAGACUUAGAUGCAGUUGCAGUUAUGACUUUAGACCUAGAUGAAGUGAGAUAGAGAUCGUAGAUGCAGUUGCAGUAGAGUAACUUCUUGAGGUAGUCGUGAUGUGAACUUCAAAGCUGCGCGAAUAUAGACGGGUCCAUCUCGCUGACGUUGCGGUCUCUGUCUGAAUUUGUAGAUAGAGGUUCAGUUCGCUUAACUCUAAGGAACGGUGCACACUACUUGCCACCUUCGGUUUGGUUCCAGGAUGUCAGUGGAACGUGGUACAAUAUUUUUCUGGCUCUACUGUAGUAUGCGGUGUCUGAUUAUAUUGUCUGAACAAAUCGCUUGAGGCGUGUGCUUUUCACAAUGAAAAUCUUCAUGAGAAAACAAGAACUCAAGAAAAUGAAAAAAUUUAGGUUUUUUAUUGCUUCGAGUUUUACCGAUUAUUACCGGCUGAUGAUCACCCACUUGGGUAUUCCGCGUUGGCAGUAUGCUUACACUGACGUCGGCCUCGAUGUUCUUACGAAAUUUUGGUUUAUGUUCUUGUCGCCUGAACGCUUAAAAAUAGACGACUCACGGGAUCACGCAACGGCCUUAGAUGAUGCGAGGAGACGGAGUUGUAAGAUAGCCAGAAAGACGAAGCUGGCGAGGAAAAAGAAACACCGAUCCUCGAUGAGGAAGAAGGCGAAUCAGCAGACUGCGGGUGUUGAGUCUGGUGGUGCAGGAACGGAGUCGGAUAGUGCAGCGGGAGGAAGACGAAGUAGAAGCGCGAAUCGAGGAUCAAUGCGGUUGAGGUUUAUGGAUGAAAUUUCCUGCAUGGAAAACUCCGUGUUUGAUUUUUGAUUCGGAAAUGGAGUAUAGAAAUCGCAAAUUAUUGAUCCUCCCGAUCAUUCCCCAGCAUAAAAACUACCAAAGCUUUCAUUCCCCGCGGAGACGAUGACAACGCGGGCUACACUUCCUCAGACCGUGAAGCUGCAACUGCUACGCGAGAUCCCAAGCAGAGAGAACAGAGACAAAAUCUAGAAGCGCUGUAUGGACAAAAUAGUUCUUUAGGUUACGUCCCUUCGAACUAUGGAGGAGGCGAAAGCGCUGGGCCAGGAUCUCCGAAGAAAGUUAUGGUUUAGAUUUGAUGGGUCAGCCUCAGUGUUUGCCUAGCCAUUGAUCUCGUCGGGAAUCUUCGGUCAUCCUACAUGAUUCCCAUUUUUAAGAAAUCAAACUGUUGAUCUCCGAGUCCGAAGAUGCCAGAGUACGUAGAUCACCAACACCAUUUCCAUUACCAACGGCAAUGUGAUAGCUGAUCUCUAAGAAUCCCAACCCGAUCCGCAGCGGCGCUUCGCCCGGAUCAAAACUAGCUGCGAAUCGACCUGCGCGACCAGGAAAACCAUCGAAACCUAAAGCAGAAAAGUCCCAAUUUAGCAGUGACGACGACUACGAAUCGGACGACUCGGAUGACGAUGAUGAAUCCCAAAUUGACAACUAAACUAGCGACGAGCGAACUUUGAAUUUAUGCUUAGAAUCUAAACCUCUAGUAGGCGACGUUAAUCAAAUAAAGAUUGGAAGUUCUUUAUCCCGAUCUUGGUAUCCAAGAAAAAGAAAUCAUGUGGGACAUUCGCCAUCUUUCUCGUUCGCCAUGUUCCUUCAAUCGCGUAACUAGAGUGAAAUUGAGGAUCAAACCUGACGAUUGGUG
Messenger RNA from Amoebophrya sp. A25, 2846 nucleotides. The record is from the annotation of a GenBank genome assembly. Lineage: Eukaryota; Dinophyceae; Syndiniales; Amoebophryaceae.